AUGAACUUGGCUGCAUCCAGUCACCUCUCAUUGAUCCUUCUGCUUGUUGCAAACCUAGCAGGUGUGUAUGGGAAUAGAAUCAUUGGGGGUGGAGAGGUAGCCCCCAACUCCAUCAAGUAUCAAGCUUCUAUCAUGUUCCUAACGUACCCCUUCUGUGGCGGCACCCUCAUCCACAAGCAGUGGGUGGUGACUGCUGCCCACUGCUGGAGACCGAAACACCUGAUCAAAGUUGUCCUGGGUGAGCACACCCUCCACAAGAAUGAAGGUCCUGAGCAGUGGUUCAAUGUCAUCUUCAUCAUCAAGCACAGUCGCUACAACAGCUGGACGUUUGACAGAGAUAUCAUGCUGCUUAAGUUGGAUCGUCCAGCUAUCAUCAACGCCAAUGUCGAGCCAGCCACUCUGCCAGACCCAAACUCACCACCAUUGGCCAACCUUGCCCCGUGCACAGUCAGCGGCUGGGGUGUGACCUGGGUCAAUGCCAAUCGUCUGUCACCUGUGCUGAGAUCUGUAGAUGUGCAAAUCUUUGACAGGUGCUCAAGAUACUACUACUUCAGGUUGACAGAGAACAUGAUCUGUGCUGGCUCUCGCUUUGGAGGGAAAGACUCAUGUCAGGGUGACUCAGGAGGACCUCUUAUCUGUCACGGUAAACUUGAGGGAAUUGUAUCUUGGGGAUUCGGCUGUGCCAAUGCUAACUAUCCUGGUGUUUACACCAAGGUCAGACAAUUCGUCGACUGGAUGGAACUGUUAAUAAAUAACAGGCGGUGAGACUUAUAAUAACAUGCUGAUGAAGACUUGAACGGAUCCUAAUGGACUAAGAGGGUUUUUUUUGUUUUUUUUGUUAUUGUGAAUAUUUUGUACUUUUAUUUAAACAUUAAUAUUUUUGUGUUAAUGAUCUGUAGCACAAAUACCAUGAGUGUGAACUCUCUCACACGCACAGUUUAAAAUACACCAUGAAGUCAAUUUUUUACUCAUGCAUGUGUUUGUAAAACCACAGAUUUGGGGAUCAUUUCAGGGAUCAUUUUGGUUUU
Messenger RNA from Centropristis striata (black sea bass), 1028 nucleotides. RefSeq names its product trypsin-like. Gene Ontology annotation, biological process: proteolysis. Bases 1 to 765 code for a protein of 254 amino acids. Gene Ontology annotation, molecular function: serine-type endopeptidase activity. The record is from RefSeq and is a predicted model, not a curated record. The transcript has 5 exons. Lineage: Eukaryota; Metazoa; Chordata; Actinopteri; Perciformes; Serranidae.